This is a messenger RNA of Phyllotreta striolata, 1053 nucleotides long. The record is from the annotation of a GenBank genome assembly. Lineage: Eukaryota; Metazoa; Arthropoda; Insecta; Coleoptera; Chrysomelidae.
AUGGCCGCCAACGAAGUGUUAAACGGCGUGAAUUUCUUCGAGGGCGUCGAAAAGCUGCUGGAAAUUUGGUUUACGACGCGCGACGGCGACCGCAAGUCCGCCGAUCUGCGGAGGAUCCCCAGAUCGAAAUUGGAGUCGCUGAUGAAGAUCGUCCGAUGCGAGAUAAUCAGUUUCGUGCGAAACGAGCAAAUCGACGCCUACGUGCUGAGCGAGAGUUCGAUGUUCGUAUCGAAGCGACGCUUCAUAUUGAAAACCUGCGGUACCACCACUCCCCUGCUGUGCCUCGAACCGCUCCUGCUGAUGGCCGAACAGUACGCCGGCUUCACCGACGUCGAGGACCUCUACUACUCCAGGAAGAACUUCAAACGGCCCGAUUUGCAGGUCCUGCCCCACCAGCACUUCGACCAAGAGGUGGCCCUGCUUGAUACGCUGUUCCCCGACGGGGCGGCGUACUGCCUGGGGGCGGUGAACCGCGACUGCUGGUACUUGUACACGUUGAAUCCGCUGCCGCAGAGGCCGCCGGCGAUGCCGAGCGCGCCCGAAGAGGCCGAUCAAACGCUGGAGAUCAUGAUGACCGAUCUGGAUCCGGAGAUCAUGGCGAUAUUCACGAAGGAGGAGUGCCUGAACGCCACCGAGGCUACCAAGAAAGCCGGCAUCGAUAAAAUUAUACCGAAUAUAAUCAUCGAUGAUUUCCUGUUCGAUCCCUGCGGAUAUUCCAUGAAUGGCGUGACAAAAAACAUUUGUUCGGAUGUUGAAGAUGGUUGCUACAUGACUAUCCAUAUAACACCGGAACCUGAUUUUUCUUAUGUUAGUUUUGAGACAAACAUUCCUUCCAGCUCCUACAAGGAGAUCAUCAGUAACGUUUUGAAAACGUUUAAUCCGGGAAAAUUCACCGUCACCGUUUUCUCCAAUCAAUUAUCGCCCACCAAGGACACCUCCAGGGAGCUGCUGUUCCUGAACCAGCUGGGCGACUGGCAGCGCCGCGACAUCCAGCAAUGCAGCAUCAAGAACUACGAUCUCGUCUACGCGUUCUUCUGCCGGUUCCCGAGCUGA